Messenger RNA from Apus apus (common swift), 3139 nucleotides. RefSeq names its product arrestin domain containing 1 (gene ARRDC1). The record is from RefSeq and is a predicted model, not a curated record. The transcript has 8 exons. Gene Ontology annotation, molecular function: ubiquitin protein ligase binding; ubiquitin-like ligase-substrate adaptor activity. NCBI's taxonomy places the organism in Eukaryota, Metazoa, Chordata, Aves, Apodiformes, Apodidae. Bases 63 to 1337 code for a protein of 424 amino acids. Gene Ontology annotation, cellular component: cytoplasm. Gene Ontology annotation, biological process: protein transport.
GCUGCGGCGGCGCGGGGCGGCAGGUAUCGCUGCCGGCGGAGCCGGGCCGGGUCGGCGGGGCCAUGGGGAAGGUUCAGCUGUUCGAGAUCCGCUUGGGCGAGAGCCGCGUGGUCUACAGCCCCGGGGAGCCGCUGGCCGGCACCGUCACCGUGCGGCUCUCGGGCUCGCUGCAGUACCGAGCCAUCAAGGUGAGCUGCGUUGGAUUCUGUGGGGUGUCUAGCAAGAUCAAUGACACAGCGUGGACCGUGGAGGAGCAGUACUUCAACAGCACACUGUCUCUGGCAGACAAAGGGGUCCUGACAGCUGGAGAGCACAACUUUCCCUUCCAGUUCCUGCUGCCAGCCUCUGCUCCAACAUCAUUUGAAGGCCCUUUUGGCAAGGUCCUCCAUCAGGUGAAAGCUGUUAUAGACACACCUCGUUUCUCCAAGGACUACAAAUGCAACAAGAUCUUCUAUGUUCUCUGCCCUCUCAACUUGAACGACAUCCCCGACAUCGAGCAGCCCAACACCAUGUCCAUCACCAAGAAGUUCAACUACAAGCUUGUGAAAAGUGGCAACAUCAUCCUGACUGCCACCUCGGAUCUGAAAGGAUACAUUGUGGGACAAGCCAUCCAGCUCCGCACCGACAUCGAGAACAAAUCCGGGCGGGACACUGGGGCCGUGGUGGCCAGUCUGCUCCAGAAAGUGGCUUAUAAAUCCAAGCGCUGGAUUUACGACCUGAGGACCAUCGCGGAGGUGGAAGGCUCAGGAGUGAAAGCCUGGAAACACGCGGAGUGGAGGGAGCAGAUCCUGGUUCCAGCACUGCCCCAGUCCAUCCUGCAGGGCUGCAGCCUCAUACACAUCGACUACUACAUCCAGGUUUCCCUCAAGUCGCCCGAGGUUUCAGUCACUCUCCCCAUUUACAUUGGAAACAUUGCUGUCAACAGGGUGCCCCUGAGCCCCUCCCGCUCCAUCCAGCACAUCCCACCGGCCGUGGUGCCCAGUGCCCCCCCGGAGGAAGAAGAGGCCGCCAGCGGUUACCACCCGAUGGACAAUGUCUCCAUCCCCACCAAAAGCCAUUCCCAGCAGCAGCCGUUCAGCUACGCCCCAGGACUGAGCUUCCAGGAGCUGAGGGUGGUGGACUCGGAGCAGACGGGCUCCCCAGGCCACCCCACGCUCUGCCUGUCCACGGGAGCCACCGUCCCCUACUACGCCGAGGGCAACGUGGUGCCCGUCCCCACGGCCAGCUCGCUCAUCCUGCCUCCAGAGUACAGCACCUGGGGGUACCCCUAUGAAGCACCUCCAUCCUACGAGCAGAGCUGCAGCAGUGCCAACUCCAGCAUCAGCAAUGGCAACUAACCCCCCUGCUGCCAGUCCCGCCGGCGCUGCCCGGCUCAGCUGCCACUGCAAAGUCUGGUACAGCACAAGGCGUCUUCUUAUCUCUCUGGCUGCUUGGUGGGGUAAAUGGCACAUCCCAGCCUGGCCUUUUUAAGUCUCUUUUCUAGGAAGCAGGGGGAGGAAACCAAAAAAGGGCAACCAGAACAGCCUGUGUGUGUGUGGAGGGAGAGGUCUGGGAAACAACCUCUCCUGCUGCUGCAGCAAGUGCUGGAGAGCUGGUUUUGCCCCAGAGAUGCCCUCUGCAGCAGCCUGUGUUUAAAGUACUGUAGUCAACACUAACUGCUUUACUAUCAAAGCACCUGUGAUGCCUUAUCUGAAAUGCUCCUGACUUGGCAUGGCUCCACUCUAGGUGAGGGCUGGGCCCUGUGGACUUUCUCUUCUCUUGUAGGGGCCGCAUGUGCUCUCCAGAAGUGGUUUUGGCAGCCCUUCCUCCUUGUCCUCAUAGGUCCUAGUGGUAGCUGAAAUGGGAGGUUUCUUGGAGUAAGCAGGUUCAGAAGGUCAGGGACUCCUAAAAAGCCAAAAGCUCAAGCCCUUGUUAUACCAGGGUUGUGGGGUGAGCAACUGGCAGCCUUUGGUCCCCUGGCAGCACUGCCACUGCCUGCUGUGGGGAGAGCAGAGCAGGCUCUGGCAGUGGGCAGCACUCUGGGGCACUUGCUCAUAACCCAGGAGGCCCUGGUGGGCUGUGGAGGGAGAGCCCCCUGUGCCGUGGGGUGCCCACCAACCAGCUUCUGGCCUUGUCCAGCAAGGGCAGCUUUUCAGAAGCCCUGUAGGAGACAAUCCAUCCUUGCUCACUGCUAGACCACAGCUCUACUCAGUCUGCAGGUGGGGGCACCAGCUCCCCCGUGUCUCAUCUCCCACCCCUGCAGGGUGCCCUGUCCAUCCCAGCUGCCUCUGCCCUGGGCAGCCCAGAAUUACAUGACAAUCACCUUGCAAAAGUCUGUCUGAUGCUACCUCUGAGUCUGCCCAAGGAACCUGUCCAUGGAGGCCCUUCCUUCCCUCUGGAACGACCCUCCUGGAGGCUCAGCCUGCUGUCUCUGGCAGGAGCAGUCCGUGCUGCCCAGCUGGUGCAGGAGGUGCUCAGCCUGGGGUGUGUUCCCUGGUUUGCCACUUGUCUCCUGAGCCACCUCUCGAGCCACAGCAGGAUGGAAAACAGAGGGAGUGGGAACACAAACUGCUGCAGCUCAUUUGCAGCCUCGGCUGGACCUGGCAGGUGGGGGGUGGGAAAAGCUGGUGGAUGCAAACCAACAUUUUACUUUUGUGCUUUCUUGCUUUGUAUUGAUUGCCCGAGGUGGGGAAGACACAAACCAGAUAAUUAAAGAGCCACGGGUAUCCAGCCAGGGCUGGGACUGCAAAACCUGGGACACCUCAGAGAAGGGGUCUCUGCAACUGCCUGACGCUGGGCAGGCAGGAUCUAACCAGCCUGUUAGGAGCUCUGCAGCCUCUGCCUCCUCAGCUCAGCUCUCUGCACUCUCCUGGCACGUUGCUGGGGACAAGCCCUGCUUUGCACUCUUUCUUUGCAAAUGCUUUUUAUUUUUUUUUUAAUAUUUUUUUUUUUAGGUGUUGAACUGCUUUAAGGGUAGUGUAGAGAAGGUGCCGUGCUGAGCAGUGCUGGCACAACGUGCACCAGUGGUGAUAGAAUGAUUGUCAUUGUCCCUGAAAAUAUAUAUAUAUAUAUAUAUAUAUGAGAUGAAGUUUUGUUUUUAAUGAUUGAAUUCAUAAAUACAAAUUUUAAUGCUAUAUUUAAUAAAUUAUUCUAAGAGAAA